AUGGCCAACAUCAAUGGGAGCUUUGUCUCCCCCUCGGCUGAUGCCACUCUCUCGCCCCAGUUCUUUCAGUCCGCCGAGUUCCUCCCAGCCAUUCUCAAUGGCUUCACCAUCUGGAAGGCCUUGGUGACCUUGUUCAUCGCCGCUGUUAUCUAUGACCAGCUGCGUUACUUCUAUCUCAAGGGCUCCCUUGUUGGGCCAACCUUCAAGUUGCCGUUCAUGGGACCCUUUUUGCAGUCGGUCAAUCCCAAAUUCCAUGAGUACAAAGCCAAAUGGGACAGCGGCGAGCUGAGCUGCGUCUCGGUUUUCCACAAGUUCGUCGUCAUUGCAUCCACUCGCGAUAUGUCUCGGAAGAUCUUCAACUCGCCGGCCUAUGUCAAGCCCUGUGUCGUUGAUGUCGCGCACAAGCUCCUAGGCGCCGACAACUGGGUGUUUCUGGAUGGUAAGGACCACGUUGAAUUCCGUAAGGGAUUGAACGGUCUCUUCACCCGCUCCGCCCUCUCUUGCUACCUCCCCGAGAUGGAGGAAUGCUACAACCAGUACUACAAGCGCUUCCUGAAGAAGUCCAAGGCCAACCAGUACAAGCCCGAGCCCUGGAUGCCCGAGUUCCGUGAGCUAAUGUGUGCGGUUUCUUGCCGUACUUUCGUGGGUCACUACAUCACCGACGAGGCCGUGCAGAAGAUUGCCGAUGACUACUACAUGAUCACCGCUGCGUUGGAGCUGGUCAACUUCCCCUUCAUCCUUCCUUUCACCAAGGCCUGGUACGGAAAGAAGGCCUCCGACAUGGUCCUGCAGGAAUUUUCAAACUGUGCUGCCAAGAGCAAGGCUCGUAUGGCUGCUGGCGGAGAGAUCUCGUGUAUCAUGGACGCUUGGGUCAAGUCACAGCUGGAUUCUGCGAAAUACCGGGAGAAGAUCGCGAACGGUGUUCCUCCUGAGGAAGCUGGAAAGCCUUCGCACCUCCUCCGCGAUUUCACCGACUACGAGAUCGCCCAGACCAUUUUCACUUUUCUGUUCGCCUCGCAGGACGCCACCAGCGCGGCUUGCACUUGGUUGUUCCAGCUCAUGGCUGAUCGCCCUGAAAUCCUCGAUAAGGUUCGCGAAGAGAAUGUGCGCGUGCGCAACGGCGACAUCACCGCUCCCUUGUCUAUGGAUCUCCUCGACCAAAUGACCUACACUCGUGCCGUGGUCAAGGAGACGCUGCGCUACCGCCCACCCGUCAUCAUGGUUCCCUAUCUAGUCAAGAAGGACUUCCCCAUCACCGACUCCGUCACUGUUGCCAAGGGCUCGAUGAUCAUCCCGUCUGUUUGGCCUGCCACCCACGAUCCCGAGGCUUACCCCAACCCCGAUUCCUUCGAUCCUGACCGCUGGAUCACCGGUGACGCCGACAAGCAUCCCAAGAACUGGCUGGUCUUCGGCACGGGUCCUCACUAUUGCCUGGGGCAGACCUACGCUCAGUUGAAUCUGAUGGCCAUGAUUGGCAAGGCCAGUAUGGAGAUGGAUUGGGUCCACACCCCCACUCCCGAAUCCGAGGACAUCAAGGUGUUCGCCACUAUCUUCCCUCAGGAUGAUUGCCAUCUGACUUUCCGCCCUCGUGCGUAA
Aspergillus clavatus NRRL 1 is the source of this 1596-nucleotide messenger RNA. RefSeq names its product C-22 sterol desaturase erg5 (gene erg5). The coding region runs from base 1 to 1596 and encodes 531 amino acids. Lineage: Eukaryota; Fungi; Ascomycota; Eurotiomycetes; Eurotiales; Aspergillaceae. The transcript is spliced from 4 exons. Gene Ontology annotation, biological process: sterol metabolic process. The record is from RefSeq and is a predicted model, not a curated record. Gene Ontology annotation, molecular function: heme binding; oxidoreductase activity, acting on paired donors, with incorporation or reduction of molecular oxygen; iron ion binding.